AAUACAGGCCUACAUAGAUAAAAACACUGUUAUGAUCUUCAGUAACACAGCGUGCAGUCUCUCUGCUAAGGUGAAGGAGCUGUUCAAAUCCAUGAGCGUUCCCUACUGUUCACUUGAACUAGACCAGACAGAGGAUGGGCAGAAGCUGCAAGACGUACUGUAUGAACUAACCAUGGAAACUUCAGUACCAAUUGUAUUUGUGCAACGGAAGCAAAUAGGAGAUUAUGACAAAACUUUAAAGGCACAUAAGGAAGGAAAGAUUCAAAAACUACUUGAAACAAAAGGACAUGAUCAUGUACAGGAUUCCUAUGACUAUGAUCUCAUUGUCAUUGGAGGGGGUUCUGGAGGUCUGGCUGCUUCCAAGGAGGCUGCCAAGUAUGGCAAGAAAGUGCUGGUGCUGGACUACGUUACUCCUACUCCUCAGGGAACUAGAUGGGGUCUUGGAGGGACAUGUGUAAAUGUGGGUUGUAUACCUAAAAAACUGAUGCACCAGGCAGCUUUGCUAGGACAAGCCUUACAAGAUUCACGCAAGUUUGGAUGGCAGUUUGAGGAGAAAGCAGUCAAACACAGCUGGGAGACGAUGACAGAAGCUGUUCAGAAUUACAUUGGCUCUCUCAACUGGGGCUACAGGGUGUCUUUGAGAGAGAAGAAGGUCACAUACGAGAAUGCUUUCGGAGAAUUUGUUGGCCCGCACACAAUUAAGGCAACAAAUAACAAAGGAAAAGAGAAAUUUUACACAGCGGAGAAAUUUCUGAUUGCCACUGGUGAAAGGCCGCGCUACCUGGGUGUCCCUGGAGACAAGGAAUACUGCAUUAGCAGUGAUGAUCUCUUCUCUCUGCCUUACUGUCCAGGGAAGACCCUGGUGGUUGGAGCUUCCUACGUUGCCCUUGAAUGUGCUGGAUUUCUUGCAGGUCUUGGUUUGGAUGUAACUGUAAUGGUACGAUCCAUCCUUUUAAGAGGAUUUGAUCAGGAAAUGGCAAACAAAAUUGGGGAACAUAUGGAAGAACAUGGAGUCAAGUUUAUUAGAGAGUUUGUGCCAACUAAGGUCGAACGGAUUGAGGAAGGAACUCCUGGCAAAUUGAAAGUCAUAGCCCAGUCCACAGACGGCAGGGAAAUAAUUGAAGGGGAAUACAACACUGUGUUGUUAGCAGUAGGAAGGGAUGCAUGCACAAGAACAAUCGGCUUAGACAAAGUCGGAGUGAAGAUCAAUGAAAGAUCAGGAAAAAUUCCUGUCAGUGAUGAGGAACAAACUAAUGUGCCUUAUAUUUAUGCCAUUGGAGAUGUGUUGGAGGGCAAGCUGGAGCUCACACCAGUGGCAAUCCAAGCAGGUAGAUUGUUGGCUCGAAGGCUUUAUGCUGGAGCAACCUUAAAGUGCGACUAUGUGAAUGUUCCAACCACAGUGUUCACACCACUGGAAUACGGAGCCUGUGGAUUCUCAGAAGAGACAGCGUUGGAGAAGUUUGGGGAGGAAAAUAUUGAGGUUUACCAUAGUUAUUUCUGGCCACUGGAGUGGACUGUCCCAUCUAGAGACAACAACAAAUGCUAUGCAAAGAUAAUCUGCAAUAUUCAAGAUAAUGAGCGAGUUAUCGGUUUCCAUGUGCUUGGUCCAAAUGCUGGAGAAGUUACCCAGGGGUUUUCAGCAGCCAUCAAAUGUGGACUGACAAAAGCGCAGUUGGACAACACAAUAGGAAUUCAUCCAGUUUGUGCAGAGAUAUUCACCACGCUGUCAGUGACUAAGCGUUCUGGUGGAAAUAUCCUUCAGUCUGGCUGCUGAGGUUAAUCACCCCCAUUGUUGUUGCGUUUGCCAGAGACUGACUUUCAUCACCACGGCUGACUUGUGCAAGGCAGAAGAAAACAUCUCCAAACAAGCUGUCCUCAUCAUCCUCAGCAGCAGUGGGCACCCCCUUGACCAAAGCAUUCACUUAACUGAAUGGGAAAAGCACAUUGGGAUUUGUUAGUCACUCGUGAUGAUUGGAUGGCAAUCGACAAAACAGUGGGAAUAUUUAACAUCAAGCUGCUGCAUGGCAAGGCAUCUACAGGAUGCUUCCAUGAUGUCGCAGCCUAAACCCAGUAUUUUCUGGUAGGCAGCGAUGGAAGAACUGCUGGCACAGUUUGAGAAUAACCCUUUUCUCCUAAAUGAAGAGCUUCCUAACUUAAAUGUGUAACCACAAGUACUGAUAGUUCUAUGGUAUCUCCAUGUACUGCAUUAUAAAACAGUAUGAUGGUGACUCUUCCUCAGUGAGCCUGCAUAUCAUCAGAUCACAGUAAUGCAGCAGGUAAAGUAUGAGUAUAGAGGGGUGAUCUUAUCUCAUGUUUCAUUCUGUCUUGCAAAAUAGCCUGUCACGUACUUUUAGCCAUAAUUAGCAAUAUCCACAAUAGCAAGUCUCUUUUGGCUUCCAAAAAUCCUAAAACCAAAAUUAAUCCCUCAUAGUUUCUUAUUCUAGAGAUGAAUACUUGUUACCACGGUUGCCCCUUAUACUAGCCUCUGAGAAAGGAAAAUGUUUAUCUUGGAUAGGCCUUGUCUACAUGGGAAAGCUUUUUUUGUGUGUGUGUGGGGGGGUGUAUCUUUAGUUUUUUGGCAUAAACUGCCUUCCAUCCAGACUCAAAUGAUCUUUUGGGGCAUUAUCUUGCAUCUUAUCCCUCUGUAAUUAACCCACUUUGGAAGUGACAUAAUUCUGUUUUGGAAUGUGUUAUACCGCUGUAAGAUUGGUGUGGACAUAUCCCCGUUUUGAAAUAGCUGUAUCGCAUCAGGUAGUCCUCUCACUGCUAUCCCACACUGCAUUACUUAAUAUCUGGAUUGGCUUGUCUGGUUACGUGUGCACUCUCCACUAGAGCUGGGACCAAAACUUUUUUUGUCCAAAAAAUGCAUUUUGCUA
Messenger RNA from Terrapene triunguis (Three-toed box turtle), 2876 nucleotides. RefSeq names its product thioredoxin reductase 1 (gene TXNRD1). Lineage: Eukaryota; Metazoa; Chordata; Testudines; Emydidae. The record is from RefSeq and is a predicted model, not a curated record. The transcript has 16 exons. Gene Ontology annotation, biological process: cell redox homeostasis; cellular response to oxidative stress; glutathione metabolic process. Gene Ontology annotation, molecular function: flavin adenine dinucleotide binding; thioredoxin-disulfide reductase (NADPH) activity; glutathione-disulfide reductase (NADPH) activity. The coding region runs from base 32 to 1774 and encodes 580 amino acids. Gene Ontology annotation, cellular component: mitochondrion; cytosol.